AUGCCAUGGCGUCCCCUGCCUCGGAUAGCCUUCGCGGUUGCUACCUACCCCUUCCAAGCCUCAUUUCCAGCAGAUCUCCCCCUCGAAAUAGGUGACGAGUUGUAUAUCAUUGAGCAAGGUGGCCAGGAUGCUUCGUGGUUCCGUGGAUAUCUCGUUGCCCCGCCCUCAUUGCUUGCUGGAUUGACAAGCGUCAAAGGACAAACAUUGGAGGCAAGCGUGUUCUCGGGUAUCUUUCCCAGAUGUUGUGUGGAGGUUCGAGAAGUCCUAGGAGAUGCUGGACUGGACGGACACGCGCAUGGCUUGGUGUCCAACGGCGACAGUCCGAGGUUUGACCACUCAAAUGGCGAAACUCCCCGACGCCAGGGCUCUUUGGCUCAUAACGGUAGCAUGCGCCGAAACCGGAGCAGUGAUAGUGCAGGAACGAGACCCGCCAUCAACGGAGGCAGCCCUAAAAUCUCGCCUGCCCUUCAGUGGCCAACCCGCACAUCUUCUCAACACCUGCCGAAUCCCACCAAUGGUAAGAUUCUCGCGCGGCAGCUGUCCCAUCGGUCCUUCACAAGCUUUCAGCCAAAAUCGUCACCAGGUCCAGUUACCCCAACGUCUGACACCUCACGAGCUCAAAAUACAAGGCGACCACAGGCCCCCGUCCCCAUGCUGAAGAUUGGCGACGAAACGCCCACUUCCAGCUCCGAGCCGUUGGUUGACGAGAUCGCCUCCUGCCUGCGCGAAUGGCAUUCCAAGAAUCUGCACGAGUUGUUGCUCGCUCGACGCUACUCCGUUUUGAAGAAAGUCUCAGAUCUGGUGACUCGUCUAGAUCUCGCUCGUAGGCAGCUUUUACAUGGCGUCCUUACAGCCCGAGAACUCGAUGCACUGCGGGAAGAGAUAGUCUGGAACCUUGCUGACGGCAACAAGAUGCUCAGCAGCGAGAUCAUCGUGCGGGAUCCGAAGCAGCGUGGUCGAUUGUUGACGGGGGAUGACUCGGCUAUUGAGAUGACGAAGCUUCAAUCCACGAUGAGUCUGCUUGAUAGAUCACCGGUUUUUCAACAUGACCCUAUCAAUCUUUAUCAUCUCAUGGUCGAUGUGAAAGCGUUGGCGAACAACGGCCUGGUUUCACCUACGCUUACAUUCUACCUCUGCUCUCGAAGUCCAGGAGAGCCGCCAAAAGCGCUCACGGAGUGCUUUGUUCUCGACCUCCCACCACAGGAAGAGUUCGAGAAGCUCGCCUCUGUAGGAAAAUAUCGGACGUUAUUCACUGAUCUGACAUCCAAUGAUAUUGGAGAUGCCUCAAGAUCAGACGCAGACCUGUACCUUGUCGUCAAGGUCCAAGCGAACCAAGCGAUACAAAAGUCUCCUUUCAGCCAACCGAGAAGGGCCUAUCCCGUUGACGAGAAUGCAUCUUCGUCGAGACCCAAUACCAGUGGCUUCUCAAAUUCAGCGUCGAUUAAGGGAGGUAGACAGAGUCUUAUGUGGGCACAGAAACAAUUCGGCAGUGUUCGAAGGGCCCAGAAUGAUUCCAGGACAACUCAAUUGCCAUCUACCCCAGAGUCCCCUUCUCUUGAAAAUGGUACAAGGCCUACAACUGGAGAUGGAUCCCGUCCCUCAACGCAACAAGGACCACAGUACGCGAAAAGAAGUAUUGGAGUUGGCGUCCUCAACGUCAAACAUCUCUUCAAGCAUGGCGUGACUGGAGAUCAAAGUGUAUCCAUCUGGAUGCCUGCUGUGGCAAAUGCGAGCGCGGAUACGUUGAAUUCAACAGACGACUGGGACGAAGUAAUUCGUGAAUUGGCCUCUAGUCGCAAUGGUGGAUACACCAGAUGCAAAGGUAUGGAGUACGUUCGUCUGGCUUUUCAGUCUUUUGCGGAUCCAGACGCGAACGACCUGAUUGAUCGGACCCCUACCUUACUCCAGAACAUUGUCCCUACGCCAAAGACAGACUUCCCAGGUACUCCCACCAAACCCCGGUCCGAUCUCUAUGUCCGACUAUCUGAAGUAUUCUUACCUCAUCAAGCCUUGCUAUUACACCCAGACCGCGGCACCGUACACAUCGCGUCAAGCUUGGAGUUGAAGAAUGUUCAACUCACACUGGAAGUUCGUAAAACGUCUGGUGAGCGGAUAGAGCGCUGCAUCUUCCCGGGGUCCAAUAGCCUGGGACAAACAGCAUGGCGUACGUCUGCGGUCGAGAGAAGUGGGCGUUGGGAUCAGAUGAUCAAACUCGUCAUACCUACUGAUGAUGUGCGUGGGGCCCAUCUGAUAAUGAGCAUAGCCGAUGCUCCCGGGUUUCCAUUUGCGCUGAGCUGGAUGCCUCUCUGGACAGAGGAGGCGUUCGUGAAAGACGGGUCUCACGCGCCUCUAUUAUAUGUGUACGACAAAGUGACUUCGAGCUCAGAUAAUGGCCGAGGAGCUUACCUGGCGUUGCAAUGGAACUCAAAAGGCAGGUACGGAGACGUGAAGGACGAGAUCUUGACCGGGCCACUUGCUACACUAAAGCUCGAAACUAAAUUGUGCAGUACUUUCUUCUCACAAGAUACGAUUUUGCUUGGGAUCCUGAGGUGGAAAGAGCAAUCGGAAAGCCAGAUUCUUGAUCUUCUAGAACGCUUCCCGUUCGUGCCAGAGAUCGAGAUCGUCAAGCUGGUUAACGAUGUCUUUGAUGCUUUGUUCAGCAUCCUCGCAGGAUACGAUGGUAAGGACGAGUGCGAGGACUUGGCUUUCAACGCUCUUGUAACAGUCUUGGGCAUUGUACACGACCGUCGAUUCAAUCUAGGGCCUUUUGUGGAUACUUAUGUGGAAACGAGAUUCGAUCACCCCUUCGCGACCCCUUGCUUGAUAAGGAGCUACCUUCGGCUCUUGGCAAAUCCGGCCGAUCCAAGUAAAUCUAGGCGUGUUCGCGCAGCAUUUAAGGUCGGCCGUCAAUUGCUAAAAUUCAUUGUGUGCGCUCGGAGGAAGCAAGAGACUAGAGAGGCAGGCAUCGGUGCCAAUACGGAAGUAACGUUUAGACGAGAUGUCAAGAGCAUCUUCGGCGCCUUCAAUGGUUUGAUGGAGGACUCGUCACCAAUACUAGUUGGCAGCAAAACUAUCGUAGUCCAGCACAUGCAUUCCUGGCUUCCUGAACUCAAAGGCUUGUUCUCUGAGGAAGAGAUCCUCCAGAUUGCUACAGACUUUCUAGAAUCUUGUACAGGAGUAGAGGGCAAACUGAUCUUACAUAAGCUGGUUUUCAUCCUCAACCUGACAACCGACAGUUUGUUCUCAACAGGUGACGUCCAGCAACAGGUCUUAAUUGCUACUGCGGAAUGGAUCGACUCAUACUGGGGUGUUAGCGACGACUCAACCCAAUGGCGAGAGCAAGUGCGGCUGUGCUGCUCUAUUGCUGCAAAACAAGCAGAACAGCCUUAUUUCAGGGACCCUGGGUAUUUUAGAAAAGCGAUAGAAUCCUACCACAGCCUUUUGUUAUCCGGCAAACCGAAGAAUGACCAGCUCUCGCUUCUAUAUCCUACGACCUACCCAUUUUCUUCAAAACCUCUUGCCAGUCCUGCAGCCUUUGACGAAGCGAUCACGGAGCUCGCUGGGCUACUCGCAUCUUUAGCAGGCGCACACCUUCCAUCGCAGCGUGUAGGUGCAGAGAUCGAAUAUACGAAUCUGCUGUCCUCUAGCCUGGACGUCGUCAUGUCAAUCCUAUCUGGUGGUGCUUUCCCCAAGGAAUGGUUGAGCUUAUACAUCUUCCACCACAAAGCGUCGCUGCAGAUCCUCCAGUCGCUUUUCGAAGGAAUGGUGUCCAACUACAUCCCUUUCAUUGAUGAUGCGGACGAUUUCAACACAGACCUUUGGAGCCAUUACCUUCUGACUCUACUCACGCUUGUCAGAAGUGACACAUUGGCACUAGAGACGUUUCCCGAGCAGAAGAGGCGAGCAGUGUGGAAGAUUGCCGGAGAUGUUCGAGAACAGGGCGCAGGUUUACUCAAACGUAGCUGGGAAGCUAUCGGCUGGGAAGCGAGCCCAGAGGAGCAGAAACGAUACGGACUGCCACGCCUGGGUGGAUACCAGGUGCAGUAUGUGCCAAGCCUUGUGGCACCGAUCAUCGAUUUGUGCCUGAGUGUGCACGAAGGCUUGAGAAGCGUUGCUGUAAGGAUUCUGCAAGCUAUGAUCAUUAGCGAAUGGAGUUUGAAUGAGGACCUGUCCGUUAUUCAAGCUGAGAUGAUUGAUUGCUUCGAAAAUUUGUUCAAAUCAAAGAACAUCGGAGAGAGCCUGGUCCAGAAGAUGUUCGUUAACGAGCUGCUUGACAUGUUUAAGUCUCUCGCAAGCACUCCUGGUGAUCCAAUGUGGCAGGCCAUCAAGGAUAUGAUAUCAACCAUCGAUGAGCUUUUGGAACUUCUGGCGGCCGUGCACAGUCCUAAUAUAACAGAAUCCCUACGGAUAAUGAACACCCUUCAGCUGAUGAAUUUUCUCAAAGACAUGCAGAAAGAGGACAUGUGUAUACGCUAUGUACACCAGCUAGCAGAAGUACAAGCGAGGCUACAUAAUAAAACCGAGGCCGGCUUGGCUUUGCGCCUCCAUUCGGAUCUAUACACCUGGGAACCGACGAGUCUGAAACCGCUUACGGACCCAGCGUUUCCUGAGCAAUCAUCGUUUGAUCGCAAAGAGCGGCUUUACUUCGAAAUGAUCAAGUACUUUGAAGAAGGCGAAGCUUGGCAUAGUGCUCUAUCAAGCUACCGAGAACUAGCCAAUCAGUAUGAACAUUCUCACUACGACUUUGCCAAGCUCGCAAGAACACAACGGGCCAUGGCGAAAAUCUACGAGACCAUAUCGAAGAGUGAAUGGCAGGUACAUCGAUACUUCAGGGUAACAUAUCAAGGUCUCGGAUUCCCACCCAGUCUCCGAGAUAAGCAGUUUAUCUACGAAGGCGAAGCGUCGGAAAGACAGUCUGCUUUCACGGAUCGGAUGCGACAAUUACACCCAGCUGUCCAACUGUCAUCCAAGGAAGAGGCCGAGGAUGAAGAAGGUCAAUACCUUCAAAUCUCCUCCGUGAGCGUCUAUCGAGACCUUGAUCACCCAAUUUACCAGCAACCGAAGGUAGUGCAAUCGACCAGAGAUUACAUAUCGUCAGCAAGACCAGACUGCUUUGCAGUCACCUCGAAACGACAUUUCCCGGCUUCGGGGGUCCAGAAUCAAUGGAUCGAGAAGACGCUUUACAGAACAAAAGAAUCAUUCCCAACGAUAUUGCGAAGGAGCGAAAUCGUUGCUGUCGACGCAACGCGUCUUUCACCUUUGCAAACAGCUGUAGAGCGAACUGCGCGGAAGACUUCAGAGCUGGCCACGCUCGAUAAGCGUAUCACUAGUGGUGAUGAGUCGAAUUCCAUUGGCCUUACUGAUGCUAUUCUUUCUUCUGUCGACCCGUCUUCGGCUGCAACAGUAGCUCAGUACCGCCAGCUUCUACCUACAGUACCCGAAGAAGCUGAUGAAGACAUUGAGAGGCCUGCGCUCUCACCGCUUCAGAAUGCUCUUCAGAUUGCACUUCUCGAUCAUGCCUCCAUAUUGAAGCACUGUCUUUCCCAUUAUGUGGGUUCCGAUCCUGCUCAUACACGAGCCUCCCUGUCCGAGCUCUUCCGAAGGACUUUUUCUCCGGAAUUGGCGCUCCUGGCGCCUAAUCCUACACCAGACCAACAUCACCUCUUCACUCCACCACCUCACUCCUCUGCGGGCAAUCCGUCGUCGGUCACCCCGAUUCUCACUAACGGCACCAAUCACAUUUCUGAAGAGCUACCUUCAGAACCUCGCUCUAGGCCUCUUUCGCUCCUCAGCUUCAGCUUCCUCAAGAACUCAACUGCAAACAUUCCCAAGGCGAAUGGUUCAUCAGUUUCCGCGCCCUCUGAUGAUGGUACAUUGUCUUCAGGAAAGUACAGCCAAGCUGUCAACAGUUCAAUUCACAACUCCACAUCAGCGAAUACAACAGCGCCUCUGCCUAUGGAAGCGAGCGCCGAGAGGCCGACGACAGCGCAAAGUGGGCGUUCCGGCAAAGUGAAAAGGAGGUUCAGCCGGCUAGGACUGAGUAGGAUGGUCAGCGCAAGGGACAAGACGAAGGCUGACUCGAUGAACGGAGUCGCCGAGGAGUAG
Letharia columbiana is the source of this 6105-nucleotide messenger RNA. RefSeq lists its product as uncharacterized. The record is from RefSeq and is a predicted model, not a curated record. Gene Ontology annotation, molecular function: guanyl-nucleotide exchange factor activity; small GTPase binding. The coding region runs from base 1 to 6105 and encodes 2034 amino acids. The transcript has a single exon. Lineage: Eukaryota; Fungi; Ascomycota; Lecanoromycetes; Lecanorales; Parmeliaceae. Gene Ontology annotation, cellular component: plasma membrane; cytoplasm. Gene Ontology annotation, biological process: small GTPase-mediated signal transduction.